Messenger RNA from Cynara cardunculus var. scolymus (artichoke), 633 nucleotides. RefSeq names its product nucleolin-like. The coding region runs from base 1 to 633 and encodes 210 amino acids. The transcript has 2 exons. NCBI's taxonomy places the organism in Eukaryota, Viridiplantae, Streptophyta, Magnoliopsida, Asterales, Asteraceae. The record is from RefSeq and is a predicted model, not a curated record.
AUGGCUGAUGACGUGAAGCUGAUAUUCCUGACCAUAGAGACUUUGUUAAUCAAAAAGGAUCAAGUCCAUAAAGGCAUGCCUCUUAGGGUUGAUGUUUCCUCUGACCUCUCAGCUGUCAAAGCUGACGUCAAUGAUGUGAAGGAACACCUUUCUACUGUGCAAGCCAUUGUACACACCAACGCUGAGGCUAUCUCUGCUCUAAACAGCAAAGCCAAUGAAGCGAAUGCUCAGCUUCCAGGCAUGGAAGGGGAGAAAGAUUUGGAUGUUGUUGUUGCUAUUGUCCCUAGAACUGAAGUUGAAGCUGAUGCUCAAAGAGCCGAAGCUAAUGAAGAUGAGGUUAUUGAUGAUACCAUCACUACCAAUGAAGCUAAUGAAGCUGAGGUUGUUGAUGAUACCAUCAGAGUUGAUGCUGAAGCUUAUGACGAAGACCUUCCUAUCACCCCUACAGCUGAUGUUGGUGAUGAAGAAGAUGAAGGUGAAGAUGAUGACGAUGAAGAUGACUCUCCAUCCCUUCCUGGCGCUAGAAAGGAUCUUGCUGGUGAUGAUGAUGAAGACGAUGAUGACGACGACUUCACGAUUCAGUACCACAAACUUGCCAGCGCUUUGAAAGGAGUCUUUCUCAGGGAUUCUUAA